AUGGCAGGAGGCGAGGCAUCGGAGAAAAAGGCACCCCAACUAAUUCAUGACACUUCUUCAAUUUAUUUUCUCCAUCCUUCUGAAGGCCCAGGUAUGUCGAUCACCAAAUGUGUCCUUCUUGGGGAGAAUUAUGAUGUAUGGUCUAAAGCUAUUAUGAAUGGACUUGAGGGUAAAAAUAAACUUGGGUUUCUUACUGGUGAUAUUGCUCGACCAACAGAUGAAACUAGCCCUGAAUUCAUCGCCUGGCGGUCUAAUAAUUCCACAAUUUGUGGAUGGAUUUUUAAUUCUUUACAUGAGUCUCUCCAAUCUAGUGUUGUGAGUCACAGAAUUGCAACUGAAUUUUGGGCUGACUUGAAGGAAAGAUAUGCAACAACUAAUGGCCCCAAAAUUCAUCAAUUGAAGAAUGAGUACCACACCCUCCGUCAAAAGGGGGCAACCAUUGUCACAUUCCACAAUAAGUUUACUGCCCUUUGGGAUGCCUUAUACGGCUCCAAAGAUCUCACUUGUGGGUGCACAUGUGAGGCUGCCGCAAAACUCAGACUGCGGGUCGAGCAAGAUCGUACCCAUGACUUCCUUAUGGGGCUUGAUGAUGAUGAUUAUGGUGCCAUACGCACUCAAAUUUUGAGCAUGGAACCUCUUCCGAAUUUGAACAGAGCCUUUUCUCUAGUAACUCAAGAAGAGCGCCAUCGAAAUAUUGUUCGUGCUCGAGAUGUUAAGACUGAAGCAACGAGCUUUGCUGUACAGGCGAGUCCGACCUCCGAGUCUGCUUCCCGUCCUAUCACAAACCCUCCUCUCCAUUGUACAUAUUGUGAUCGCAAUGGACAUGAAUAUGAAUUUUGUUACAAGAGGAUUGGUUUCCCUCAAGGUGGCACGAGGGGGAGAGGUCGAGGUAGAAAGCAUGGUGCCUGUGGAGAUGCAAGGGGAGACACACAAGCUGCACGCGGCACCACAGCCAUUGCAAAUAGUGCCUUGGCAGCGCACCUAGGGUCUGAUAAUAAACCCUCCACAUCUGCCAUGUCCUCCUCUCUUCCAGGAUUUUCUACAGAUCAACUCCAACGUCUCAAAUGUCUGCUUGAGGCUUCUCCACCAUCUGAUAAGUUACACGGUAAGAUUGAAUGGCUUCUUGACAGUGGGGCUUCCCACCAUAUGACAGCUAACCUGGAGUCUCUUUUUUAUUGUGUUGAUAUCACACCGUCUCCGGUCAGUCUACCUGAUGGGGUCCACACAACUGCCACGAAGCAAGGAAGUGUCACUUUGGUAUCCGGAUUAAUUCUCCGAAACGUCUUAUUUGUCCCUCAAUUGAAAUGCAACUAA
Messenger RNA from Spinacia oleracea (spinach), 1314 nucleotides. RefSeq lists its product as uncharacterized. Lineage: Eukaryota; Viridiplantae; Streptophyta; Magnoliopsida; Caryophyllales; Amaranthaceae. The transcript has a single exon. The record is from RefSeq and is a predicted model, not a curated record. Bases 1 to 1314 code for a protein of 437 amino acids.